AUGAAGAUACUACCAGUUGACGUAGACGGCUUGGGGAAAAUUAAAAAAAUCCGAAAAGAGAUAAACAGAGAAGAUGGUAAGAAAAAGAAAAAAAAAGAAAAAAAAUCAGACUCAGCUCAGCUGAAUAAGGCAAGUAGUUCCAUCAAAGAUAGUAAAAUCAAUAAAAUUUUAAAAAAGUUGAAAGGAUUGGAUGCUUUGAGAACAGUUAAAAAUGUAAGAGUGGAGAAAAAUGGAAAGAAGGUGAAAGUAGAAAAGGUGCCCAAAGCUGUGAGAAUACAAGAAGCUCGCAAGAAAGGGCGAAAUAUAAAAAAUGGAACCUCUGGAAGGUUACAUUUUACAGAGGAAGAAGAUGAGGAAGAAGAAGAGGGAGAAGACGAGGACCCUCUCCGUGCGAAGGAAAAGGACAUUCAAAACAAAGCGCUCCUGAUGAAAAAACGAAAGGAGAUAAUGAUAAAAAUAGACAAGAGUGGAGGAAACAACAACGAAUGGCUGGAGAAAUUGGACCUGACUUGUUCAGAUAAUUUUUACUUAAAAAAAAUGAAAUUAUUUGGUAAUUGUGAAGAAAGAGAAAACGAAUUUUUAAAAUUCGCUCAUGUAAAUGUAGUUGAAGGACUAAAAAAACUACAAAAUUUACAUAUUGCCUUUAAUAGACCAUAUGACUUUUUAGCUGAUAUGAUAAAAAGUGAUAUACACAUGGAAAGGGUGAGGCAGAAACUUCUCAAGGAUCAUGAACGAGUUGAAGAAAGGGAAAAAAAUAAAAUAAAAAGAUUAAAUAAAAAAUUUAAUAAAAAAAGUGGUUCUUCAAAAGUUAUUAAUCAAAUGGAAGCUAUAGAAAGAAAAAAAAAUAUACAAAAAAUUGAUCAGCUGAAAAAGGAAAAAAAGUUAAACACAUUGAAUGUACAGGAUUUCUUCUUAAAGCAUUCCAAGUCGGACGAGGUUAGUGCAAGCCAUCGAGGGCGUACAAAAAAAUAUAAUGCAGAUCGUUCGACACGCAAGCAAGGAGAAUCAAACGUAAGUGGGAAGGAACAAAUGAAUAGGAGAGGAAAGGAAAAAAUGGACAACAAUCACACAGACAAAACUAUCAAUGGCAAGUCUAACCGAAACGCCAAAAGACACAAGAAUAAUAUACGCUUCAAAACGAAAAAAAGAAUUAGUAAAUCAAAAAAUAAAAGGCGAAAGAAUUUCAAGAGGCGUUAG
Molecule: messenger RNA, 1197 nt
Organism: Plasmodium gonderi
Lineage: Eukaryota; Apicomplexa; Aconoidasida; Haemosporida; Plasmodiidae
Product: rRNA-processing protein EBP2
Exons: 1
Coding region: 1-1197 (398 amino acids)
Biological process (GO): rRNA processing; ribosomal large subunit biogenesis
Cellular component (GO): nuclear periphery; preribosome, large subunit precursor; nucleolus
Source: RefSeq, a predicted model, not a curated record